AUGACUGCCUGCAAUCCAGUGGCCACUCCGGUCGACACCAACUCCAAGCUUAGCGCUACCUCUGGACCAGCUCUUAAGGAUCCUACUCUAUAUCGAAGUUUGGCUGGGGCUUUACAGUAUCUUACUUUUACUCGACCGGACAUAUCUUACGCGGUUCAACAGGUAUGUUUAUUCAUGCACGACCCUAGAGAACCUCACAUGCAGGCGCUUCGGCGUAUACUUCGGUACCUCCAGGGCACUAUCGAACAUGGGUUAUUUUUAUCUGUAUCCACCAUUUCUGGCAUCCAUGCAUACUCUGAUGCUGAUUGGGCGGGCUGUCCUGAUUCACGACGAUCUACCUCUGGUUUCUGCAUUUUUUUGCGUGACAACCUUGUUUCUUGGUCUUCCAAACGUCAGGCGACUGUCUCCCUCUCCAGUGCUGAAGCUGAAUAUUGA
This is a messenger RNA of Papaver somniferum (opium poppy), 435 nucleotides long. RefSeq lists its product as uncharacterized. The record is from RefSeq and is a predicted model, not a curated record. The coding region runs from base 1 to 435 and encodes 144 amino acids. NCBI's taxonomy places the organism in Eukaryota, Viridiplantae, Streptophyta, Magnoliopsida, Ranunculales, Papaveraceae. The transcript has a single exon.